AUGACUGUGAUGUUUCUUGUUAUAAAUGAUCCUGUGUUUGAGCAUGCCUAUAAACCCCUCUAUUUCAACCCUGCUCCACCCACCAAGAAUUGGACUGAAGUCAGAGUCCAUCCACCUUCAUAUAAGGGGACUGUGGUGAGAGCUGUGAGCCAGCUGGAGGAGACGAUCAGUGAACAGAUGAAGCGGCUCUAUAAGGUGGAGCUGAAGAGGGUCCAGCAGUAUGAGGUGGAUGUGACACUCGAUCCUGAUACAGCAAAUCCCUAUCUCAUCCUGUUUGAUGAUGGAAAACAAGUUAAAGAUGGUGAUGCAAAGAAGAAUCUCCCAGACACUCCAGAGAGAUUUGAUACUUGUCCUAUUGUCUUUGCAAAGCAGAGUUUCUCUUCAGGCAGAUUUUACUACGAGGUUCAGGUUAAAGGGAAGACAAAGUGGGAUUUAGGAGUGGCCAAAGAGUCGAUCAACAGGAAGGGACAAAUCUUUCUGUCUCAUCAGUAUGGUUUCUGGACAAUAUGUUUGAGGAAUGAAAACGAGUAUGAAGCUUGUGCUGGCCCACCAGUCAGUCUUUCUCUGAAGUCUGGUCCUGAGAAGGUGGGGGUGUUUGUGGAUUAUGAGGAGGGUGUGGUCUCCUUUUAUGACGUCGAUGCUGCAGCUCUGAUCUACUCCUUCACUGAGAAACUCUACCCAUACUUUGAUCCCUGUGUUAACAAUGCUGGUAAAAACUCUGCCCCUCUGAUCAUCUCUCCUCAACAGGCUAUGUAA
Labrus mixtus (cuckoo wrasse) is the source of this 756-nucleotide messenger RNA. Its product is annotated as E3 ubiquitin-protein ligase TRIM21-like. NCBI's taxonomy places the organism in Eukaryota, Metazoa, Chordata, Actinopteri, Labriformes, Labridae. Gene Ontology annotation, molecular function: protein binding. The record is from RefSeq and is a predicted model, not a curated record.